Molecule: messenger RNA, 678 nt
Organism: Paramuricea clavata
Lineage: Eukaryota; Metazoa; Cnidaria; Anthozoa; Malacalcyonacea; Plexauridae
Source: the annotation of a GenBank genome assembly
AUGACACUGAGAUCAGUAACGAGAAGACGCAUACCGUAUCUGAAGUGGAGUGACGCUGGGUCAUACCAAUGUGUUGCAAUCAAUAAACUUGGACGUCAUUCAAAGAGCUAUUGUUUGACCGUCGUAGGUAAGUAGGUUCUUUGCCAGGUAAAUAUCCUGUAUCAUCCAAAUAAGGGCCAGUGCUACUAAUAUCGUUAUACAAGGCUUGGCCUAUAGGUUUUCUUUAGAUUUAAUAAUACUAAUGCCUAUAGCGAGGACUAUAAAUAUGUUAAAGAAUCAACACAGCAUCAAAAUGCCAUUAUAGCAUCAUUUCAAUGCCUGUUUCCCGAUGUUUCUGAUAUUCUGUGUUUAGGAGAGACUGCAGCUUCUACUGAGCCUAGCAAAGUUGAUAGUAAGAGCAGUGCAGGAACUGUUGUAGUAUGGCAUGUCGUGGUAUCUUUGGUGUCUGGAAUUAUCAUUGGCAUUCUCUUUUCCUACAUUGUAUUUGUAUUGUAUUCUCGUCGUCGUUGGUGUAGGAACAGAAAACCUGAACGAAACCCUGACGAUCCGAAAACUGAAGCUGAUACAACCUACCAAGCCCUGGAUCUUACAAAAAUGAACACAAAUCUAGAAAAUAAUUAUCAAUCGUUGCAAGUGAAUGACGCAUCAAAUUACGAGAACGUUACUUGGCCGCAUUGA